AUGAAAAAUGACUUUAUUGUGGCACAAAUUUAUGUGGAUGACAUUGUCUUUGGCGCAACUAAAGAUACCGUUGCGACUGAAUUUGCAAAGUUGAUGACUAGUGAGUUUGAGAUGUCGAUGAUGAGUGAGCUUUCAUAUUUCCUUGGUCUUCAAGUUAAACAAUUAAAGGAAGGAAUUCAUUUAUCUCAAACCAAGUAUGCAAAGGAACUGGUUAAGAAAUUCGGUUUGGAUGGAGCAAAGAACUUUGAUACACCGAUGGGAACAAGUAACAAAGGACUCGGACUGGAUGUUGAAGGACAAAGUGUGGAUGAGAAACAGUAUAGAAGCAUGAUCGGCAGUUUACUGUACUUGACCGCGAGUAGACCGGACAUUGCUUUUAGUGUGGGAAUCUGUGCUUGCUAUCAAGUUAAUCCCAAAGAAGUUCAUUUGAAAGCGGUUAAGAGAAUCAUACGAUAUGUUAAAGGUACGACUGGUUAUGGUCUAUGGUAUCCGAUGGGGACGUCUUUGGAUUUAAUUGGCUACUCGGAUGCGGAUUGGGCCGGUUCUGCGGAUGAUCGAAAAGCACAAGUGGAGCAUGCUUUUAUAUAG
Molecule: messenger RNA, 588 nt
Organism: Ananas comosus (pineapple)
Lineage: Eukaryota; Viridiplantae; Streptophyta; Magnoliopsida; Poales; Bromeliaceae
Exons: 1
Coding region: 1-588 (195 amino acids)
Source: RefSeq, a predicted model, not a curated record